CAAGAAGCUGGGACGAAGGAACGUGGGUGUAAAUAGACAGUGAACGCUCUUGGUCUCUCUCUCUCUCUCUCUUCUCUCUCCCUCCUCCUUCUCCUUACCACUCUCUCUCUCUCUUUUCUCUCUCUUUUUUAUGAAAUCAAUGAACGAGUUAUUGGGUAGGACAUAAAUAUAAGGAAUCAAAGCCUCCACCGGGACCAACGACAUUGCGCGCUUUUGAUAUGUGUCUUCGCCAAAAGCUACAUGUGUUUUCAAAUCAUUGUAAAUUCUGGCUUUGAUAGGACGACAACGGAAUCAUCCCUGGCACGGCUUGGUCUCGGAACCAAAUUUUGACCCAGACUCCCACCAGAUUUUUUUCUUUUCUUUUCUUUUUUCUUUUCUUUUCUGGCUUUGAACGUAAAACGAUUCUCCACCAUCACCAUCUGCUGCUGUUGCACCCAUCCCAACUCACUGGCCGGUCUGAAGAUGGCAACUUUAACCAAUGGCCAGGUGGACGGCACGGUGCACGGCGUCGGAGUCGUGUCCGCCAGCACGAACGGGCUCGUGAACGGAUUAAACCACAGCCACAGCCCGGCGGGAUGCCCGGCGACCAUACCCAUGAAGGACCACGAUGCCAUCAAACUCUUCAUUGGUCAGAUCCCCCGCAACCUGGACGAGAAAGACCUCCGGCCCCUCUUCGAGGAGUUCGGCAAGAUCUACGAGCUCACUGUGCUCAAAGACCGCUUCACGGGCAUGCACAAAGGCUGUGCCUUCCUCACCUACUGUGCCAGAGAGUCAGCCCUGAAAGCCCAGAAUGCAUUGCAUGAGCAGAAGACCCUGCCAGGGAUGAACAGACCAAUCCAGGUGAAGCCAGCAGACAGUGAGAGUCGAGGAGAAGACAGAAAGCUCUUUGUGGGCAUGCUCAACAAGCAACAGUCUGAAGAUGAUGUGCGGCGCCUUUUUGAGUCCUUCGGCAGUAUCGAAGAAUGCACCAUCCUCAGAGGUCCCGAUGGAAACAGCAAAGGCUGUGCAUUUGUAAAAUACUCCUCUCACGCUGAAGCUCAGGCGGCCAUCGGUGCACUACACGGCAGCCAGACGAUGCCUGGUGCCUCAUCCAGUCUGGUGGUGAAGUUCGCUGACACGGAUAAGGAGCGCACCAUCCGCCGCAUGCAGCAGAUGGCUGGUCAGAUGGGCAUCUUCAACCCUAUGGCCCUGCAGUUUGGAGCCUACGGAGCCUACGCUCAGGUGCAGCAGCAGGCAGCAUUGAUGGCAUCUGUAGGCCAAGGAGGCUACCUCAGUCCUAUGGCAGCCUUUGCUGCUGCCCAAAUGCAGCACAUGGCCACCAUCAAUGGCCUCCCAGGAGCACCGCUGACCCCGACGUCAGGUGGCAGCACUCCCCCAGGCAUCAGUGCCCCCACAGUGACCAGCAUCCCCUCUCCCAUCAGCGUAAAUGGUUUUACUAGCAUGCCACCUCCCCAGGCGAAUGGGCAGCCACCUGCAGAAGCUGUCUUCACCAAUGGGAUACAUCAUUACCCGGUGUUGCAGGAGGUGGUUUUUAGGGAGGACUCAGAGAAAAACGGCUUGGGCGUGGCUCCGAGGAGUUGUUUUGGGGUUCAGGGUGGCUGCUUCCUGUCUUCUCUCUCUGAAGCAGCUCAAAGUCCCACUGCAGCUGAUCCUCUCCAGCAGGCUUACACGGGAGUCCAGCAGUACGCAGCAGCCUACCCCGCUGCAUACGGUCAGAUCAGCCAAGCUUUCCCCCACCCUCCACCCAUCAUUCCACAGCAGCAACGAGAAGGACCAGAGGGUUGCAACCUGUUCAUCUACCACCUCCCUCAAGAGUUUGGGGAUGGAGAGCUGAUGCAGAUGUUCCUGCCUUUCGGUAAUGUCAUCUCCUCCAAAGUGUUUGUGGAUCGGGCGACAAACCAAAGUAAAUGCUUUGGGUUUGUGAGCUUCGAUAACCCAGGUAGUGCCCAGGCUGCCAUCCAAUCCAUGAAUGGCUUUCAGAUCGGCAUGAAAAGACUCAAGGUUCAGCUCAAGAGGCCAAAGGAUGCCAACCGCCCCUACUAGCCCCCGCCCCAGCCUGCCGCCGCCAUCCUGGUGGACGGGGCACCCAUCCUGCACAGGGAAAGACAGGUUUUGUUGAGCUGAACCAUAUGUUGACCACUUGCUACCCACCACUGAGUGCAAACUCAACAUCUGGACCACUGAGGCUGCUUCAGAAAAAGAAGUAAGGAGAGAGAGAGAGAGAGUGAUGAUCGAGUCACAGAUGCCUCCUUUUGGAUGUACUUGGAUAAACUUUGGAACUCAAAGAGCAUUUGUACCAGCCUGGUUAGCGCCUGGACUUCUUUUCUCCUGCACACUUAUAAACACCUCCUUCCCCACAAAAAAAAAGAAAAAAAAAAACAAAAAAGAAAGAAAAAGAAAAAAACCCUGCUUGAAUGACAGCUACCUUUUUCUGGACCACGAAAACUUUUACUUGAAAACUGAGGGCGGGGGGGUAAAAGGUACUAUAUCAAACCUACUUACAAUGACCAACCCACCUGAACUCUCUAAGGGAAUACGGAUGUCAAAAGUCCAUCAAGAACAAAACAAAACUUUUUAAAAACUAACAGCGGAUUGCCGUAGGAGAUCUUAAUGUGAGAUGUGGAGUUUUUGGACAUUUGACUUUUGAAGACCAAUUUAUAAGACUUUAAACAAGGAGGGACAAAUUUUUGGAAAGAAAACUGAAGUAGGGAAUGUGAUAUUUUCAGGACACAAAUUGGCUUACAUUCGGGAUGGCCAUCUUUAGCUCGGAGUGCCUGUCCGUUUCCAGGGGAUACCGUUGCUGAGGAGAGCCAUAGCAACGGUCUCCAGGGAGUCUUAUCUGUCAUUCCUUAGUUGUUUUAGGGACCAAAAGACCAAACAUUUUUAUUGCUGAGGACUUGUAGCUCUAAUAUACUCGGACCACUGCAUCUUUUCCAGUCAGAGUUAAUUGGUUGGGGAGUUGCACUUAAAAGAAGUGUACAUUUCAAAUAUAUACAACACAUGUAUAUAUAUACAUAUAUAUUGCUGAUAUGCUUUUUGAAUACAGGCAAAACUAUUUCAGAUGACCAAAUGUGGUCUCUCACUUCGCUAGUUUACAAUUACUCAAAAUGUUUAUUUUUUUUCCCUUUUCAUUUUGUCUCGGGAGGGAUGGCGAGUGCAUGGGAGGGGCUGCUCCGUAUCACAGCCUUAUCUUUUUUAACUUGACAUCCUAACCUCAUAGAUAGAAUAACAUCAAAAAUGUUUGAAAUAUAUGAACUUGUUUAUAUUUGCAGUACAUAUAUAUGUAUAACAAGCAUUCAAGCAAAUGUAUUCAUAUAUACAGUAUAUAUG
Molecule: messenger RNA, 3330 nt
Organism: Melanotaenia boesemani (Boeseman's rainbowfish)
Lineage: Eukaryota; Metazoa; Chordata; Actinopteri; Atheriniformes; Melanotaeniidae
Gene: celf4
Product: CUGBP, Elav-like family member 4
Exons: 14
Coding region: 463-2043 (526 amino acids)
Biological process (GO): regulation of alternative mRNA splicing, via spliceosome; mRNA splice site recognition
Cellular component (GO): nucleus; ribonucleoprotein complex; cytoplasm
Molecular function (GO): mRNA binding
Source: RefSeq, a predicted model, not a curated record